AUGGCGAACAACGGCACGGCAAUCCCUCCGCCCACCUACGACUCUUGUUUUGAAGUUGGUCCCUUCUGUCCUGUUGAGGCGACUACAUACGGAUAUUAUCCCAACUUCGGCGGAAAUGUCUUCUUCGCGGUCUGGUUCGGUCUUCUCGGCGUCCUUCAACUUGGAAUUGGUGUUUACUACCGGUCAUGGACGAUGAUGGUUGCCCUGGCUGUUGGCGGGCUUAUGGAACUAGCAGGCUACAUUGGGCGGGUGCUAAUGAGCAAUAACCCUUGGAACUCAGACGCAUUCAAGCUCCAGAUCGUCUGCCUCAUUCUCGCCCCGACCUUCGUCGCCGCCGGCGUCUACCUUACCCUGAAACACAUCAUCCUCGCGCUCGGCCCCGAACAUUCGCGCCUGAAGCCCCGGCUGUUCACCUGGAUUUUCAUCAGUUGCGACGUCGGAUCGCUUAUCCUGCAGGCAGUUGGUGGAGGUGUCGCGGCAGCUGCAGGGAACGACCAGCAACUCCUCCAGGUUGGCGACGACAUUAUCAUCGCCGGUAUCGCGUUCCAAGUCGCCACGAUGGCCGUAUGUGGCAUCCUCGCCGCCGAGUUCUUCUGGCGGAUUAAGCGCAGCGGCUCUGGAGCUUUCAGCGAGAAGUCCGUCGGCCGGAGAAGCAUCCACCUUAUCCUAUUCGCGGAGAUUUUCGCCUACACUACCGUGUUGAUCCGGUGUAUCUAUCGUCUCCCCGAAAUGGCCGGCGGCUGGGGUAACCCGCUGAUGCAAAAGGAAGACGAGUUCUUGGUGCUCGACGGAAUGAUGAUUGCUAUCGCUGUUUUGAUGCUUACAGUCUUCCACCCGGGAUUCUUCCUUCCCACGUUGAGGAAGGGGGUCAAGGCUCAGCCAUGA
Aspergillus puulaauensis is the source of this 885-nucleotide messenger RNA. RefSeq names its product RTA1 domain-containing protein. Bases 1 to 885 code for a protein of 294 amino acids. The transcript has 2 exons. The record is from RefSeq and is a predicted model, not a curated record. Gene Ontology annotation, cellular component: fungal-type vacuole; plasma membrane. Lineage: Eukaryota; Fungi; Ascomycota; Eurotiomycetes; Eurotiales; Aspergillaceae.